Funneliformis geosporum is the source of this 519-nucleotide messenger RNA. NCBI's taxonomy places the organism in Eukaryota, Fungi, Glomeromycota, Glomeromycetes, Glomerales, Glomeraceae. The record is from the annotation of a GenBank genome assembly.
AUGAGCAGCAUGAGCCAAUAUGUUAAAUUAGAAAAUACGGAAAGUAGUGCACAACAUAUUCGAGAUCUUGAAGGCAUCGAAAAAAUGAUUGUUGAACUUAUGGACACAGCAGCUAAAUCAAUCAUGAGCUUAGUAUUAGACGGUCACACCAACAAUAACGAUGAAAAGACAGAAACCAUGGCAAAUAGACUUGGUCCUGAACAACGUAUUGAGAGUUUUCAAGCUUUGACAAAACAAUUUAGCGAAGUUAAUCAUGUUAUUUUGGCACUUCUUACGUUUAAGAAAAUACAAGUUGAUUUACGUUAUAAAUUUCGUCAAAUGCGGAACAUGGGAAUAACUUCUGGAGAUAUUCCAAUCAGGACAGUUACCUACGGCGAAGCUAAAGAAUAUGAGACUUGGAUGAAUGCGGCAAAAAUCUUAAGAAAAGAACUCGAGAAAAUUGUGGAGAUUGGGACCGUCGCAGGAGGGCUGCAAGAUAUGAAAAAUGAUAAUAUGGAAAUCGAUGAGCCAUAUAGAUAA